Sycon ciliatum is the source of this 1663-nucleotide messenger RNA. RefSeq names its product endoribonuclease LACTB2-like. The transcript has a single exon. NCBI's taxonomy places the organism in Eukaryota, Metazoa, Porifera, Calcarea, Leucosolenida, Sycettidae. The record is from RefSeq and is a predicted model, not a curated record. The coding region runs from base 362 to 1240 and encodes 292 amino acids.
AUGCAACUACUUUCGAACUAAUGUUACUUUUGAAGAGCACUACACUGUCCAUGUCAAAUCUUGUAGAGCUAGUUUUAGAGUUAUCUUCUCGACGUCUUCACCUAGUACCUGUGAGGUUCUGUUAUCUGGAUCUAUCUUCCCUGCAGGUAUUGCUUUGGGUUUCUUCCCGUGUAUUAUUUUUAUUGGAGUUUACCAUUCUGAAAGCACUGGGAAAUAUUUUGCAGUUCGAUCUGUCUAACAAAUCAAUUACUAGUAUUACAAUAAUUGUUAGUACAUGUACAUGGUGGUAUAGACACACCUAGUACCUGGCGAUCACGGUCUACCAUCAGUAAAUCAGCCUCCAGUUUCUAGGCCAUCAGCAAUGGCAUUGGCAGCUUUGCCCAAUUUGGAGAGACUAUCGUCUCGUGUUGUUCGCGUCCUCGGACUGAACCCAGGCCCAAUGACGCUGCAGGGAACGAAUACUUACUUAGUUGGCAAAGGAAAACAGCGCCUUCUCAUUGAUACUGGGGAGGGGAAAGCAGACUAUCCAGCCCUGCUGAGAAAAUCCAUGGAUGGAUGUGAAAUCAAACACGUUGUACUCACUCAUUGGCAUCAUGAUCAUGUCGGUGGCGUAGCCGAUGUUAGUAGACUGCAGCCGAAUGUGUCCUUUUGGAAGAUGCCUGCACCAGAUCACGACCGGCCAAUCACCAGCACCAGUGGCGAAACAUCACAGCUAGUACCCGUGGAAACGCUUCGCGACACGGACACAUUCAACCUGGACGACGGCGAGACAUCGCUGCGUGUGAUACACACACCCGGGCACACAACCGACCAUGUUGCUCUGUACCUGGAGCAGGAGAAUGCUGUCUUCUCCGGCGACUGUGUUCUAGGCGGCAGCACUGCCGUGUUUGAGAACCUGUACGAUUACAUGAAGUCUCUUGCUAAACUGGUGGAGCUGAAGCCUGGUCGCAUCUACCCAGGCCAUGGCCCGGUCAUUGAGGAGAGCAUGCCGCUACUGGAGCAGUACAUUGCUCAUCGUAAUCAGCGCGAGGAGCAGAUCCUGGCGUGCGUCCGUAGCGAGGCACGGCCCUGGACGGCAAUGGACAUCGUCAAGGUAGUGUACACGACUACGCCGGAGAGUCUGUACAGAGCGGCGGAGAAGAAUGUGAUGAAUCACCUGCUGAAACUGCAGCAGCAGGGCGACAUCGCACCCAGUCAGGUGGCUGAUGACGGCUCAGAGCGUUGGAUAAGCAAACUCUAGCUACAGAGUGCGGGCAGUUUUGGGCUGCACUGCAUAUUGCUGUUGGCCAGGGAAUGACGGUGGUGUGUGCUUUCCUGCGUGGAUACAUUACGCCUCCCUAGUACUGUACAGUUUGGUACUGCUGGCUUGCUUUCAGUUCGCUCCGACGUCACAUUGGUCUGCCACUAUGAAUAAAUGAAUACGUCAACAUCUAAUGCUAGACUGAGGUGCUGGUACUUCGAAGAACAGUGUACAGUGUAGUUAUUAUUUACUAGGUUUACUAAGGCCCUGUGCUUCCUUGAAAGUGAUAGUUUAAAGAUUUUUAUAGAAUAUUUUACCUUUUGUCCGUCCAACAUUCUGUUGUACCUUGCAGUUAUUUAUUAACAUGCCUGAUUGCAUAAAAUUGCACUGUACAUCCAACUGGAAGUCACUCGUAGAGUUGAA